Molecule: messenger RNA, 2469 nt
Organism: Penicillium malachiteum
Lineage: Eukaryota; Fungi; Ascomycota; Eurotiomycetes; Eurotiales; Aspergillaceae
Exons: 2
Coding region: 1-2469 (822 amino acids)
Source: RefSeq, a predicted model, not a curated record
AUGCUGCGUAUCAGACACCAUGGCCACUACCUGCCUCAGGUCUCCAGCCUCGACCACUCAAUCCCCAUAAUCCGCGAUUUAUGGAUUCUCGUGGCCCCCCGCCGCUUAGGCCCCCCACGUCCAAGUGAUGUUCCAUCGCAGAUCCCUUCGCCAUCGAUCUACUCAGUACGAAGUGGCGAAAACUCGGAUCCUAACUUGCCAUUGAACUCUUCAAACCCAUAUCCGUACCCUACAAGACCAGUACGAUCGUUCUCUCAUCCCAACCAGCGCCAUCAUCAACCCCGACCAACAGCCAAUAAUGAAACGCUCAGUUCAACCAGUACUGUGGACAUGAGUUCGCAUUCACCAGUCGGAACCGAUGAAUUGUUUCGUCUCUCAACCCACUCGACUUCAUCGUCCAUUCCAUAUGCGUCGAAUAUAGUUCCACUGCCGGAACGGGCCAUGCCCCAGUCCCCACGUCAAGCGUCGGGGUUGAAUAUCCCUCCUAACACGCGCCGGAGUCGAGUUCAAUCAUCAGUAUCACCAAUUCCGGAGGAAAUCCCCGAUCCCCGCCAAGGGUUUAGAUCUUACGCUUCAAGCCGCGUCAUUCCAUCUAGCUGGGGAUCUGGCCCCGCGGAAUCGGAGAUCCUAGGUGCUUAUUUAGAUGAGGGAUCUAGCGAUGAAGGCGACGAGAGACAUAACCACGAGCAUGAAUUGACAAAUCCCGUGCGCAGUGCUAGCGUUGGUAAGAGACAAAGGCCUACAAUGCGCACAAUCAUGAAAUCCAACCCUAGCUCGGAAGUUUCCAUCCCAGAUAUUCCAAAUGCUGCCCUUUCAUAUACCAGUGGAGAUUCAACUCAUGAUACGAUGGAACCGACAAAGAUGACAGUGGCGGAAGAAAUGAAUCGUAUCCCAACUAACGGUCAUAUAACAAUGCGAACCCCUAGCCCUGUGCGUCGCGGUUCGAUCUCCUCGCUUUCAGGGGAAUCAUGUGUGGAUCCCGAGAAACCGCGCUUUGCCAAACAGGAGGAGCAGAGAACGUUUCGUGGGGCCUUAGAAAAGGAACUUGAGACUUUGCCUCAGGCUGCUCCAACAAUGAGUGAUAAGAGACCCAAUGGACGCAAACCUCCCCGUCUUAAUUUGGAUGCUGUACGGGGUGCUGAGGCACGUGGAAGCCUCUCAAGCUUGACUGAUUUGAUCCGACGAGCAACCAAGCUCGCCUCAAACUUGGACCGGGGAAGGACGGCAAGUCGGGCUGAUCUUGCUGGUGAAGGUUUCUGUUUUAAUGAUUCUGGAUAUCGAGGCCGAACCUCAGGGUCUCUUUCUGAUAUACUCGCAUCAUUUCCUAAUCCCAGCGUAAUCACGCCGGAUACACGCAGCUCGUGGCCCGUGUUCUUCGGCGGCGGUGGACGUUCCAACCUCCGCAAUGUUGAACCAUUACCAUCGCACGAUGAUGUACCCGAAGAUCUUCCCUCUCAGCGGCGAUGUUGUGGUAUGCCCCGAAAAUGGUUCAUUCUGGUCUGCAUUCUGAUCUUCAUCGUCGUUGUUCUUGCCGUUCUUCUUCCAGUAUUUUUGGUUGCAGUCCCGCGGGAGAGCGCAGCAACUCACUCGUGUUCACACACAACACCGUGCUACCAUGGGGGUGUCAGCGUCUCAAGCGGUACGGAGUGCUCAUGCGUAUGCACAGAUGGUUAUACCGGCUCGCAGUGCACAGUAGUGGGAGACAGUAGCUGUGUAAUAGCGGAAGUCGACAGCGGCGGCGUUCAUGAGAACGCGACUAUGGGCGGCUCCAUUCCCUCGUUGCUGGAUCAAUCCAAAAGCAAAUUCAGCAUUGAUUUGGACGCGGUGACUAUCCUGGCCCUCUUCAAUUUACGAAAUAUCUCUUGUGAAUCUGAGGAUGCGCUCGUUGCCUUCAGCGAGGUUGACGUUAGUGGUAGCAGUGGUAACAGUCGUCGAUCUAUCCUUUCACUGGUAGAUACCGAUGUGAAUUCUACCUUCCAGGGCAAGGACAGUGUCGAUGAUCUCAAGCAGCCAGCUACAUCUACUACUACUCUCCUUGACCUUGUUUCUCCCGCGAUGGAGGCCCGGUCUCUGGCUAGUACCUCCAACGGUAUAUACUACGACAAUUCAGGUACCUCCGAAGCCGGAGCUUCUUCCACCAAGGAUGACUCGAAACUGGCCACAAGUGCUGCAAGCUCCACUACCAGCAUCACCGCCACAGCAGAAGCCACAGCGACAGCCACCAAUACCGGAGCGUCUUCGACCUCAACUUCAUCAUCAGCGAAUAUCCCGUCGGAGGUACUGGAGUUCUCUCGGGUGGCAGUUCUGUAUAUCCUAGAGAAGACCGGAUCGAUUGAUUCAGCAAAGGAGUCCGAGACGCAGAUUCAAACCUACUUGAUUGACUCGUAUCAGUCAGCGUCACAUCCCGCCGUAGAGGUGUUAGGAUGGUAUUCCCUAGACUUUGAGAAUAAGACAAUUACGACAGGGUGA